AUGCGCCCGCGACUGCUGACAGCUAUCAUUAUUCUUGACGCUUACGUAGGUGACACUAACAUGGAUGCUUCACAACUGUAUCCGUUAGGAUUAAACACUAUAAGAGAAAUUAUCGAUGAUCCAAGUACGCUAAAAGGUAAACGAUCCGAGAUGCGUUACGAACCGUUUCGGAUGGCCAAGAAUAAUGAGUUGUCUUCGGUAGCUUAUCGCCGUUUAAUUGCUGCUAUAGAUUGGGUCGAGCAUCUGUCAGCAUUGAUGGGUGGUUUGAGUGUUGAGGACAAGAUCGCACUGGUUAAGAACGCCUUUGCACCUUUAAUGGUGUUCAAAUUCGCAUCGCGGACUGCUGAAGUGGCAAAAGAUGAGAACAUUCUCUGCUUAUGUAAUUUUGCCUAUGUGCCAAGGAAUAUAUCACAGGCAUUUUCUGACAGUUAG
Molecule: messenger RNA, 432 nt
Organism: Strongylus vulgaris
Lineage: Eukaryota; Metazoa; Nematoda; Chromadorea; Rhabditida; Strongylidae
Source: the annotation of a GenBank genome assembly